Microthlaspi erraticum is the source of this 1062-nucleotide messenger RNA. NCBI's taxonomy places the organism in Eukaryota, Viridiplantae, Streptophyta, Magnoliopsida, Brassicales, Brassicaceae. The record is from the annotation of a GenBank genome assembly.
AUGGCGUCUAAGCUCUGCGACUCAUGCAAAUCUGCGACUGCGGUGUUGUACUGCCGUCCCGACGCGGCGUUUCUGUGCCUGAGCUGCGACUCCAAGGUCCACGCGGCGAACAAGCUGGCGUCGAGACACGCGCGCGUGUGGAUGUGCGAAGUGUGCGAGCAAGCCCCAGCUCACGUCACAUGCAAAGCUGACGCGGCUGCUCUCUGCGUCACGUGCGACAGAGACAUCCACUCAGCCAACCCCUUGGCUCGCCGUCACGAGCGCGUCCCCGUCACGCCUUUCUUCGAUUCCGUUUCCGGCGCCGACGGCUCCGCCAAGCACACAGCCGUCAAUUUCCUCGACGACUGUUACUUCUCCGAUCUAGACGGAAACGCUAGCCGCGAGGAAGAGGAGGAGGAGGCGGCGUCGUGGCUGCUUCCGAAUCCGAAGACCACCUUGCUUGCUGCUGCGGCUGAGGCGGUUCCGGGAGAUAGCCCGGAGAUGAACACCGGUCAACAGUAUCUGUUCUCCGAUCCGGAUCCGUAUCUGGAUCUGGACUACGGGACUGUUGAUCCGAAGGUGGAAUCGCAGGAGCAGAACAGCUCCGGCACCGACGGUGUUGUUCCGGUGGAGAAUCGGACGAUUCGGGUCCCGUCGGUGAGCGAGAACUGCUUUGAAUUGGAUUUCACCGGAGGAUCUAAAGGCUUUACUUACGGUUACAACUGUAUCAGUCACAGCGUCUCAUCGUCGUCGUUGGAAGUGGGAGUGGUGCCAGAUGGCGGCUCCGUGGCGGACGUUUCGUACCCAUACGGUGGCGGUGCGACGAGUGGAACCGAUCCGGGAACACAGAGAGCUGUGCCACUGACGUCAGCGGAGAGAGAGGCGAGAGUGAUGAGGUACAGAGAGAAGAGGAAGAACAGGAAGUUUGAGAAGACGAUAAGGUAUGCUUCACGGAAAGCUUACGCAGAAAUGAGACCGAGGAUCAAGGGACGGUUUGCGAAGCGGACGGAGGCCGGCGAGAGCAACGACGUGGUUGGUCAUGGCGGUCUCUUUAGCGGGUUUGGACUUGUACCUACAUUUUAG